This is a messenger RNA of Anastrepha obliqua, 2468 nucleotides long. RefSeq names its product homeotic protein empty spiracles (gene ems). Gene Ontology annotation, molecular function: DNA-binding transcription factor activity, RNA polymerase II-specific; DNA binding. Bases 442 to 2040 code for a protein of 532 amino acids. Gene Ontology annotation, biological process: brain development; neuron differentiation; regulation of DNA-templated transcription. The transcript has 2 exons. The record is from RefSeq and is a predicted model, not a curated record. NCBI's taxonomy places the organism in Eukaryota, Metazoa, Arthropoda, Insecta, Diptera, Tephritidae.
UGCGCGUCGACACACGUCGUAGAAAAAAAGUAAAACAAAAAAUAAAAACAAAUUUGAACAGAGACAUUUUUCCGAUUCGAACGGUUACGCGAGUAAGCCGAGAUUUGCGUGUAUGCGAAAAAGUUGUAACAAAAAUAAAAUUUUAAGCAUAAAAACAUGCACACAACUAUAAGAAAACUAAUUUUAGUCGCAAAAGCAGUGAACAAAGUGAAGUGCAGUGCAGUGCUUGCCAAUUUGUGAUGAGCCAGUAAGCUUCACAGAAGUAUUUUACAAAAAAUCGAAUUAGCAAACUUUUAACCCCAACCAACAACUUUGAGUGCAAAUAAUUUUCGUGAAAAUUUGCUGCCUGCAACCGCAAAAAUUGCCGAGCCAAACGCGGCUUCAACACAGCAGCAGCACCCUCCUCCAGCCUCGCCAGCAGCCACGCAAACAAAUUUAUUUAUGACUAAAAUGAUUCCGCCGCUGCCCACCUCAGCCGUUCUAAUGCCAACGCCAAAGCAGAAGAUCGGCUUCAGCAUCGAAUCGAUUGUGGGCAAUGAUGCAACCGCCUCGCCACCGCAAAGUGCCGUCGGCAUUCAACAACUGACAGGCGAACAGUUGGCCAGCACAAACACAACAAGUGGCACCAAUAAUGGACCCAGUUCACCACCACAAACCCCACCCGCUGUACCGCUCACAACGGGCGCUGCUACACACUUACCUGGCGCAGCGCAUCUCAACAUGCCACUACAGCUGCACACGCAUCCGCAUAUGACACACGGACACUUGCCACCACAUUUGUCGCCAGCGCAGCAACACGCGCUCCAACAACAUCUGCUGCUCCAGCACCACCAUCAGCAGCAGCAGCAACAACAACAACAGUUAGCGCCCAAUGGCGGCGCACCCAUGCGUCAGGACAUACAAGAACUCAUCCAACGUUUGCAUAGUUCCGCUGCAGCCGCGGCUGCUGCCAAUUUGAGCAUACAUUCCGCCGGCCCGUACAGUCCACCGCCUCCCGCACAAACACGUCUCUCCUCGCCCGAAGUGACACCCGCCGCCAUCACACAUAUGUUGCAUCUGAAGCGCGAACGCUCGCCGCUGUCUCUGGCCGAAGAGCAAGCACAGCAUCCCGCGCAACGUCAACAACCCAAUCCGUCUACGCCCCAGCAACAUCCGCAACCGCCACAAACACCACCUAAGUCCGUCUCGCCACUAGCCUCGCAACCUUCGUCCCCACCCGCGCUGCUACCUGGCAGUCCAGCCGCACUACCCACACCCACACAACAAGCGCCACCACAGCCCACAACGCCGCAAUAUCCCAAACCCACAAACGUGCUCGGCGCCGGCCCUGGCUCAAUGCUAAUGCCCGGCUUGCCACACGCGCCAGGUCUGGUGCGUCCGUUUCCCGUCGUGGGACCCGCCGGUGUGCCGCCGCCACCACAGCAGGGCAUGCCCGACAUUAAAGCGUUGCCGCCAUACAUUAAUGCGCCACCGCCAGAGCUACCGCCGCAGCACAAUCCGCACCUAAUCGCCGCCGCACAAUUUCAAAUGGCGGCCGCCUUGCAAGCGGGCCAUGUGUUGGGUGGUGGCUUGCCGCCACAUGCAGCGCCGUUCAUGGCUGGACCAGGCAUGCCGCGCGAUAGCUACCCACUGUAUCCGUGGCUCUUGAGCCGCCACGGACGCAUCUUUCCGCACCGCUUUCCAGGAAAUUUCCUACUGCAGCCUUUCCGCAAGCCGAAGCGCAUACGCACCGCCUUCUCGCCCUCCCAGCUGCUCAAGCUCGAGCACGCCUUCGAAAGCAAUCAGUACGUGGUGGGCGCGGAACGGAAAGCGCUCGCCCAAUCGCUCAACCUUUCCGAGACGCAAGUGAAAGUUUGGUUUCAAAACCGCCGCACGAAGCACAAGCGCAUGCAGCAAGAGGACGACAAGGGCGACGGCUCGCACUUGGACCGUAGCCGCAAUGCAGCUAGUUGCGACGAAGAUGACGAUGAUGAGCUGAUCGACAUGGAAAUGGAUGAUUGCCCGAGUGAUGAGGAGCAUGAGCUGGACGGCAGUCAUUGAGGAGACUUUGCGCUUUACUGAAAAACGACAGCGAUUUCAAAGCACAAAAAACAAAAACACAAAAAAAACCGUUAUGUAAAUAGUGUAAUUUCGCCGUGUGCAUGGAUGUGAGAGUUCCUUAAUUUAUUGCUAGAAAAGGUAGACUGUUGCAGGCGUGAGCGUGUGAGUGUGUGCGGGAGUGUGUUUGUAUUAGUUAAAGUGGUGAUAGAAAAUAGUUAAGGUGGCAAAAGCGUUGUGCGGAAACGACGAGAAUUAUGUGAUAUAAAGUUAAAUUUUUAUGAUUAUAUAGAAAAAAAUGGCUAAAACGGAUUAGCUGCGACAAGUAGAAAAACGCAUACACACACAAAUAGUUUGAAUAAGUAUUAAAUUAGUGAACGUUAAUUUAGAGUGAGAAAACUAAACUGAAAGCGCGAUUUAUAUAUGAAAAU